This is a messenger RNA of Diorhabda sublineata, 3318 nucleotides long. Its product is annotated as protein O-mannosyl-transferase TMTC1-like. Gene Ontology annotation, molecular function: protein binding; mannosyltransferase activity. Gene Ontology annotation, biological process: protein O-linked glycosylation via mannose. Bases 506 to 2704 code for a protein of 732 amino acids. The transcript has 17 exons. NCBI's taxonomy places the organism in Eukaryota, Metazoa, Arthropoda, Insecta, Coleoptera, Chrysomelidae. The record is from RefSeq and is a predicted model, not a curated record.
AGUAAACGUUUCCCGGUUUUUGAGCAAUACGGUUCGGUUGUCGCGCCCUUUUUCGCUCCGACUUGUGCUAUUUCCUCAGUGAUUUCUCUGAUAAUUUUUACUGUGAGAAUCUUUUGAAUACUUCGAGAUCGGAGUUAAUUCUUCUGCAUUCAUAGGUAAAACUCGACGGCUCUUCAGUACGUUACCAGAAAUCCACUCGACUUUGGACACCAAGAUUUUCGUUGCCAUCGAGAACGGUUCUGUUGCGAUCGGUCUGUAAAUCAUCCGCGCAUUCUCACUCUUCCCGCACCAUCUUGUUGCGGCGAAGCCGUUUCUCAUAUUAUUCCGUUCUAUUUCGUCGCGAUGAAAGUUUACGACGAACUGAAAACCUUGUUGUGCGCUCGUUUAUUAAAAAAAUGGUGAUGCUAACGGGAGUUUUUGGAAUAUAAACGUGAACAAUAAACUUUUAUUUCGUCAACGGUUUCACUAAAGUUAACCGCAAGACAUCGAAUAGUCGAGAUAAGAAAUGAAGAGAAAAAUCUCACAUAAUCAUCAAGAAUCGGAGAAAAAGCAAAAGGACCUCGGCAGCUGGCCUCUUUAUAGCUUAGUUAGCACUGUCGCCGCGUUAUGUUAUUUGAACGGGCUGAAUGGCGAUUUUGUGCACGAUGACAUUCCUGCUAUUACACGCAAUAAAGACGUUCUGGCUAAUAAUCCGCUCGGACACAUUUUCAAGAACGAUUUCUGGGGAACGCCCAUGGCAGAAAUAUCCAGCCACAAAUCUUAUAGACCAUUCACCGUUUUAACUUUCAGAGCCAACUAUUUGAUCUUCGGCUUGAAGCCCGCAUGGUUCCACUUGACGAACAUAUUGCUACAUAGCGCAGCCUGUUCUCUAUUCACCAGAGUAUGUCUGUGCGUGGCUGGUCUACGGCCCCCAUUUGCAGCUAUAGCGGGUCUACUUUUUGCAACUCACCCUAUUCACACGGAGGCGGUUACAGGCAUUGUUGGCAGGGCAGAUGUUUUGGCUUGCGUGUUUUCACUUCUCUCACUACUUGCAUAUCAUGGUCACACUGAUGGAGUUUCGCAUGUUUGGAUCAGUAUUCUACUAGGUGGUCUUAGUAUGUUAUCGAAAGAAACUGGAGUAACAAUUCUGAUCAUUAAUUUGGCUUAUGACUUUUUUCUUCAUUGGCACGACUUGAAACGAGCUAUGGGUGAAAUGAAGUGGAAUCAAGAAACCCUCCAAUUUACUAAAAAGGCUGCAAAGAUCCUUACUUCGCUCGGGAUUUUGCUUACAAUGAGGCUUGCAAUUUUGCAAGGAUCGCUACCGAAAUUUUCCCAGCAAGAUAAUCCUGCAGCAUUUCAUCCUUCGAUCUACGUCAGAUUUCUAAGUUUUGGAUACUUAGCGGCUUUCAACAUGUGGCUUCUACUGUGUCCAUCAACUUUGUCCCACGACUGGCAAAUGGGAUCUAUUCCGUUAGUAACUUCCAUUUACGAUCCAAGAAAUUUAGUAACAAUUUUUUUCCUUGGACUAACAAUGCUAUUAGCUAUUAAAAGCCUGUCGGAGUUUGAGUCUCAAAAGCAUACUCCAUUAGUAUUGGGACUUCUCCUGCUAGUGUUGCCUUUUCUACCAGCAACCAAUUUAUUAGUAACUGUAGGAUUUGUUGUGGCAGAACGAUUGCUAUACAUUCCGAGCCUUGGUAGCAUUCUCCUGAUCGUGUACGGAAUUCAAAUAUUAUGGUACAGAUGUUAUUUUCAUAGACAAACAAUAGUUUGUUUGGUUAUGUUAUUGCUAGUUGCCGGCUGUUUGAGAACCAUAAUCAGGAACAGGGAUUGGCUUUCAAGGGAAUCCUUACUCAGGGCUGGACUGAUUACACUACCAUGUAAUGCCAAGAUGCAUUACAAUUAUGCAAAUUUCCUGAGGGACGCUUCGAAACCAGAAUUAGCGAAGACCCAUUAUCUGAAAGCCCUCAAAUUGUGGCCAUCGUACGCUAGUGCACACAAUAAUAUCGGAACUUUACUCGAUAAUCGCUAUGAAGCUGAACUACAUUUCCUUUUAGCCAUUCGACACUCGUCCGAGCACAUUAAUGCUCAUUAUAAUUUAGGAAAAUUAUACAGGAUGAACAACAGAUCAGUUGAAUCAGAACGUAUGCUCAGAAAAUGUAUCAAAUUGGAUCCAAGAUUUACUCCAGCUUACAUCGAACUUGCCAAACUACGCGGACCUAACGAUCAGAGCGUUAAUCGAUUGUUAAAAGAAGUUGUUAAUAUGAAUCCAUCCGAUCCUUAUUUUUCUACAAAUUUCGCUCAUUGGUUAUUAAGAGAAGGCCAUCAUCAAGAUGCACUUUGGUACUACUGGAAAUCUCUCCAGAUAUCGCCAACACAUGAAAAAGCACUGGUUGGAGCUGCAAGAAUUUUGCAAAAAGUUGGUCAAAAGGCGAGGCUUUUUCAGCUCAUCACCAGGUGGCAAGUUAUAAAGAGAAAUGGUAAAGGGCAACUUCCGCUUGGACUCCAUUUAUACCUACAAGUAUGGCAUUUGAAAGGAGAGCUAAGCCAUAGGGCCCGAAUAUAUGACAUAAAUUUAACCCCGAAUAACACGAAAUCAACAACUUCAACAGCUCAAUCCAGCAGUAGUACUAACAAAUCCUUAAGCAGAAACAGUUCAAGAUCUCGAACAGAAAACACCGAUUCUCUAAGACCUCUAAUGGUCUCCCAUUUUUCGGAUAGUGUAUAAACAUGAUAACAAUGUUACGAUUGGAAUGGUAGACAAUUCAAAAUAGAAGUAAACUAAUGAAUUUAUCAAAAUUUCAGUAUCUUGCUUAAAAAAUUAGACGUCAUGGUAUUUGAGGUAACAAAUUUGUUAAUUUGUGUUGUGUUGUGUUGAGAGUAAACAUUUGAAAAUGAAUAAGGAGCUUAUGACACAUCACUAAUUGUAAUGUGUGUAAUUGUUUUGGAAUUAAAACAUUUUUCGAGAGAAUAACAAUGGACAAGUAACAAUCAAUAAUAUGUUAAAGAACUAACUAAGACUUAACAAUUGACUAGAUUACCAGAAAAAAAUUAAAAAAAUUCCUGUUGUUGGCCAAUAUAUUGGCCCAAAUCACACGAAUCUUUUAUGAAUAACCAGCAAUUGAAUGAACUUGUUUUAAUGUCCUGACGUGGCUAUCAGUCGUUGGAAAAAUAUUGGACAACAAAGGAGAAGUCGGAGAAGUCACCAAAUUCCUUUCUACUAAGCAACAAAAGCUCCACAGCGAUGUGCGUCAUGAAAAUAGUCGAAAAAUGUAAGGAUAGUAAACGCAUGUAACAUCGAUUCCAAGUGAAAAAAAAAUUGAGAAAAAAUUGAAAAAUACU